AUGCCCGAACACAAUGUUGAAAAGGAAUCAUUGUCAACACAACUCAGACAUGGUGAUGUGGAUACCAUCGAGACAAAUGCACGUUACCUUGCUUAUGCAAGCCGUAUCAGAACCGCCCUCAUGGCAUCGACUCGCUACUUGGCCUAUACAUCGGAUGUGGGUGAAGCAUUUCGCCCCGUAGUUUCGCCGUGGACGGUAAAAGCGGCAUAUGGAGUCAGCUGGGGUUAUCUUGCAUUUGAUGUCAGCUACGAGGCGUACAAGGCUGCCAAAGAAGGAAAGGAUAAUGCCGCCAUUGGUCUCAUGGCAGUCAAACGUGGCGUUUUCCAGUCACUAGCAUCCAUGGCAUUACCUAUGAUGACUAUUCACUCGAUUGUAAAGUUUAGUGCCAAACAUGUAUUCGAAAAGGCCAAGAGCCCAAAAUUGAAAAUGUGGGGUCCAACAUGCAUGGGCUUAAGCGUAGUUCCCUUUUUACCCUUUAUAUUUGACCAUCCAGUCGAACAUGUCGUAGAUCGCGUCUUUGAGCCCAUUGAAAAGAAAGUAUAG
This is a messenger RNA of Lichtheimia ornata, 543 nucleotides long. RefSeq lists its product as uncharacterized. The record is from RefSeq and is a predicted model, not a curated record. Gene Ontology annotation, biological process: mitochondrial fission. Gene Ontology annotation, cellular component: mitochondrion. Bases 1 to 543 code for a protein of 180 amino acids. The transcript has a single exon. NCBI's taxonomy places the organism in Eukaryota, Fungi, Mucoromycota, Mucoromycetes, Mucorales, Lichtheimiaceae.